AUGUCGCGCUUCCUUGGGCGGCUCUCUCGCACGCCUUCGGUCCACUCGAUCAGCAGCCAGGCGUCGGCUGCUGAGCCUCUUCCUCCGAAGACGUCCGACAUUCUCAUCAAACCUGCACCAGGAUGCACCCCCAAACCCACCGAGCCUUUGUCUGCGGAGCAGCAACGCAAGCUGGCGGAUCUCGAAAAGUACGUUCGUCAAAUUGCAAAGGAACAGCCGCCUAAAGAUGACUACAAAACGUGGGAGGACAAGUGGUUGAACGAACCCAACCUCUACCAACGCUACCUUCGUGCUGCCAAGGGAGAUCUCGACAAUGCCAAAAAGAGGAUCAAAUCGACGCUCGAUUGGAGGAGGGAUUUCCGUCCAGAGAUUAUCGCACCUGGCAGCGUGGCCAAGGAAGCAGAGACGGGCAAGCAGAUCGUGUCCGGCUUUGACAACGAUGGCAGACCGCUCAUCUACCUCAGGCCGGCGAGGGAGAACACGACACCUAGCGAUGCUCAAGUGCGCUACCUCGUAUGGACGUUGGAGCGCGCCAUCGAUCUGAUGCCACCAGGUGUCGAGAACUAUGCCAUCAUUAUCGACUACCACAAAGCUACGACCCAGUCCAACCCUUCCCUCUCCACCGCUAGAGCCGUCGCAAACAUCCUCCAGAACCACUACGUAGAACGACUGGGACGUGCCUUUAUUGUCAAUGUGCCCUGGUUCAUCAACGCCUUCUUCAGUGCCAUCGUCCCUUUCCUGGAUCCUGUUACCAAAGACAAGAUCCGUUUCAACGCCAAUCUGGUAGACUUUGUGCCUGCAGACCAGCUCGAUGCCGAGUUCACGGGAGGUAGAUACAACUACGAGUGGGACUUUGAGAAGUACUGGAACACCUUGAUCAAGGUCGGCGACAUCGCAGAGGAUGGCACUCGCAAGACCAACAGUGCUGCCGAUGCGCAAUCAGCGCAGCAACCAAAGCCGGACGAGACGGAGGCUGACGCUGUACAGAAGCACGCUGAUGCUAUUGCAGCCUCGCAGCUCACGGAGCAAGGCAGCGCGAUCGGACUCGGUGCGGCUGCUGGAGCAACUACUGCACUCGCCGUUGUCGCGGGCGGCGCUGCUGCUGCUGCUACGGACGCCUACGCCUCGGAUACGAAGACCUCUUCUUCGGCAUACAAGUACCUGCAAAGCACGUCGGACUACGAGGAGCUGCUCUCCAAGUACGACACGUUCCUCUUCGAUUGCGACGGCGUGCUCUGGUCGGGCGAUGAGACCAUUCCGCACGUGGUCUCGGUGCUGCAAAAGCUGCGUCAACGUGGAAAGUCGGUCAUCUUUGUGACCAACAACGCGUCAAAAUCGCGCCAGACGUACCUCAAGAAGUUUGCUAGUAUGAACAUCCAAGCGUCUCUGGACGAGGUGUUCUCAUCUUCGUACGCUUCUGCUGUGUACCUGAAGAAGGUGCUCAACUUUCCUGCGGACCGCAAGGUGUACGUGAUCGGUAUGCACGGGAUCGAAGAGGAGCUUGACGCUGAGAACAUUCUACACUGUGGAGGCACGGAUGCGCAAGAUAACAAGUUCCUACCAGCUCUCGACUUUGGCUCGUUGCAAACCGAUGAAGCGAUUGAUCCCAAGGUGGGUGCCGUAGUUUGUGGCUUCGACAUGCACAUGUCGUAUCUCAAGCUUGCCAAGGCUUUCAAGCAUCUCACACGACCUGGCUUUGACGGGCCGGUGGAAGCCGAGGGUAUGGGAGGCGGAUGCCAUUUCAUUUUGACCAACGACGAUUCGACGUUCCCUGCUAAAGGUGGACCUUGGCCUGGAGCAGGAAGUCUUUCGGCUCCGUUGAUCUUCUCGACCAAGCGCACGCCUACGAUUGUGGGCAAACCACACAAGCCCAUGCUCGACUGCAUCAUUGCCACAAAACAAUUUGAUCCCAAGCGCGCCAUCAUGGUGGGUGACCGACUCAACACGGAUAUCGAAUUUGCGAAAGCCGGGGGGAUCGCAAGCAUGUUGGUGUUGACUGGAAUCAGUAAGAGGGACGAGAUUGAGGGCCCGCAUGCCAAGACGAUACCGGACUACUUGAUUGAUAGUUUGGGUGAUUUGGAUGCUGUACCGUAG
Molecule: messenger RNA, 2094 nt
Organism: Mycosarcoma maydis (corn smut)
Lineage: Eukaryota; Fungi; Basidiomycota; Ustilaginomycetes; Ustilaginales
Exons: 1
Coding region: 1-2094 (697 amino acids)
Molecular function (GO): phosphatase activity; phosphatidylinositol transfer activity
Source: RefSeq, a predicted model, not a curated record